CAAAAGCUUUUUACGCCGGGGGCCGUUCAGUGUUAAAGUGGGGAACCCGGAAAUGACGUUUUCACCAGUUGUGUGUUGUGUUGUCGUCGUCGUCGUCUGCUGUUUGGUGAUUGGAUCCUGCUAUGAGACGAGUCAGAGUCGACCAAACGUCAGAGGAAGGGGAAGCAACUCCCAAUCGGCCAAAAGACCUAAACAAGCAAUCCAUCCCAGGUACAAUGCGAAUAAUGUGACACUCAACAGAGGUAGGACCUACACUCAGAGGACACCCGUAGACAGGACACGUAGAAUUGGGACAAUUGACAACCAAAAAACGAACUACUUACAAUGGCUACUAGGAGUGUCACCAAGCAAAGAAAAGCAAAUCACACAGCCUUAUUCGGGGGAAUCGAUUCGGCUCCGCAGCAGCCAAAAGUUCUACACGUCUGGUCUGGUGGAGGUCUACAGAGCCGGCAGGUGGGGCUACGUCUGUGACGACAACUGGGACCUCCAGGACGGCAACGUGGCAUGUCGACAGCUGGGCUUUAUCAAAGGAGCCUCAAAAGUGAGUAUGGGAGAUGAAGUGGUCCCCUUAAGAAACAUGGACAGUCACGAGGUUCUGAUGGAUGAUGUGGCAUGUUCGGGGGACGAGUCAAGGCUUCAGGACUGUGAGUACAGCACGCUACACGACUGCUCACCGGCUGAGGCGGCAACGGUCACGUGUCAAGACAACUCAGGAUGCCCGGAGGGGUGGGUGUCAGGCUUCGGAAAGUGCUACAAGUUUAUCGCAAAAGCUCCCAACUACAUGAAAGCCCUUGAGUACUGCUUGAGUAAAAAUGCCACGCUGCUGACCAUAGACUCGGCCGAGGAGAAUCAUUUCCUGUCGAAUGUGAUUAAAAACAACAUGCCUGACCAACGCCAGUGGCUGACCGGUGGGAAAAAGUUGCAAGGCGAGUGGUCCUGGUUUCAAGUCGUGACCCAAAGGUCAAGGACAAGCGGCAAAUCCUACAGGCUGGUGGCGUCACCUAUUGUGGGUGAUAAAUGGUUCCCAGGCUGGCAUCAGGUCAGAAAUGUCCACGCUGAGCCAGCCAAUCGGAGAAAGUUUGACUGCCUGACCUUGUCUGACGAGUACCUUGAUCCCUGGAACAUCACGAGAAUACUGGACUAUUUCUUCUGGAAGGCUGACACCUGCCAGAAGUCUGCGGGCAUCGACUUCAUCUGCCAGUCCACGGCAAGUGAGACGGAGGACAAUACAGAUUGUUACACAGAGGACGGCAGCACGUACAGAGGGUUGGCUCAGACCACGGUCAGUGGGAGUCUGUGUCUGAACUGGGACGAUUCCAUGGUCGUCAAUAGCCGGACACACCCGAACAUGGGGCUGGGCGACCACAACUUCUGCAGAAACCCAGACCGCGAGAAAAGGCCCUGGUGUUGGGUGAGCCACGAAGAGCAGAAGUUUGGUUUCUGUAAGGUCGACAGGUGCACCCACGCGUCCGUCGUAGAGGUCACCACAAAACCAGCCAGUGCACUCAAUUGCCCGGCCAGCGAAUUCUAUUGUUCGCUCGAUCAAAAGUGCAUACCUGCCCUGUUUCGGUGUGAUAGAGAUUUUGAUUGUCCAUCAAAAGAAGACGAGGACGACUGCGAAUAUGCCACUAGUAUAUUCGAACGGUAUAAAGAUCAAGUUUUAACCUUGAACGAUGAUACACUCGUCUACUCGACCACCGCCUACGAGGGGAUCAGUGCAGAAAUGUGCGCCAGAAAAUGCCGAGACGCCUCCGAGUUCCUGUGUCGGUCAUUCACCUACGACACCCGUCUGGUCAGGUGUGCGUUGUCCAGCUUCAACACCAACCACGGCACCCUGAAGCCAGCCUCAGCCAUAGACUACUACGAGAUCACCUCUCAACGGGACUGCACUGGGAAAUUUAUCUGCGAGAAUAAAUUUUGCGUUGAUAAAGGUGUGGUGUGUGAUGGCGAGAACGAUUGUAAGGACAUGUCGGAUGAGCUGAAUUGUAGCACAGAAGUCACGCCUGACAGCGUAGAUAAUGUCCUGAGUGUUCGUCUCGUGGGUGGCCAGGAACAUUCUGGAACCGUGGAGGUGACCUACAUGGGGGUGACGGGCGUGGUCUGUGAUGACGAGUGGUCCAUAGAGGACGCGCAAGUCGUCUGCCGGAUGUUGGGCUACAGGGCAGCCAAACGACACACGAUCUUAAACGAGUUCGACUACCCGACAGAGGGCUUUCAAUUCCUGCUGGACAAUGUCCAGUGUUCGGGCAACGAGACCUCGCUCAAGGACUGCAAGAAGGAAGCGUGGAGGACACACGACUGCCGGAGCUAUGAGAUAGCCGGGGUCGAGUGUAAAACAUCCAAAGUUUGUGAACCGAGCCAGUUCAGGUGCAAGAACUCCUUCUGUGUGGAGCCCAGCGAUGUCUGUAAUGGAAAAGACGAUUGUGAGGAUAACUCUGACGAAACCAAUUGCUCCAUGCCAGAGAUACAAGUCCGGCUGGUCAACGGGAGCGACAUCUGGGAGGGGAGGGUGGAGAUUGUCAGGAAUGGGCUGGCUGGAACCGUGUGUGAUGACCACUGGGACGACAAGGAUGCUCAAGUUCUUUGUAGGAUGUUGGGAUACAGGCACGGAGGUGAAGCAAAGUUGAAUGGUUACUACGGACGCGGACAAGGUCCAAUAUGGCUGGACGAUGUCAGAUGUUCAGGCACCGAGCUAUCCCUGUCCAACUGUUCCCACGCAGGGUGGGGGCGGGCAGACUGUGAGCACAGGGAGGACGCGGGGGUCCGGUGUCACCUGACCUCCGGGCUGACGUCCAGGCGAUCUAUAACCCACACCCCGACGACGAAAGCGAUACCGAGUGCGCCGACGACUUUACCGCCGAGUGAUACUAUCACCGUCAGACUUGUGGGAGGUUCGAAACCAUCUGAGGGCAACGUGGAGCUGCUCGUCCAUGGCAAGAUUUUCCGUGUCUGUGACGACAACUGGGACGUCAACGACUGUCGUGUCGUCUGCAGGAUGCUGGGAUACACAAACGGCGGUCACCCGACGAAGGAAUCAUUUUACCCCGAUUCCAAAACGGUGCCCAUCCUGCUGGAUGAGGUGGACUGUGUUGGCACCGAGCAGAGUCUGGAGAUGUGCAUGGCCAACAGCCUAGAGCACGACUGCACCAACAAGGAGUAUGCGGGGGUGGUGUGUAGGGACAACACAGAGACAUCGUCAGCUGGUGCGCUGACGUGUGGCGGCCGACCGUUUGACCACAAGGACGUCUUCAACCACUCACGUGUGGCACGCGACACCAGCCACGCCCACCCACACUGGGCCACCAAGAUCAUCGCGGGCCGGAUCGCCAUGCACGGGGCCAUCCCCUGGCAGGCCAAGCUGAACCUCGUGUUCAGCCCCACCCACAUCGGACACCAGUGUGGGGGAGUCGUCUUCAGUGAGCACUGGGUACUCACGGCUGCGCACUGCGUCACAGGUAGACGGAAAUCACAUUUCCGUUUAUCAGUUGGUGAACACAGCGGCAAGAAAACCGAUGUGGGGGAGCAGACAUUUCAAUUAGAUAACAUCAUUAUGCACCAGAAUUAUGCUGCGAAAAACAACGACAUCGCCCUGCUCAAAGUGAAACCAAUCAACGGACGAGGGAUACAGUUCAACGAUUUCGUCCAGCCCGCCUGUUUACCUGGGCCGGAGACCGAGUACAUCGAGGGAACCACCUGUAUCAUCUCAGGCUGGGGGAACAUGGAACGGUCAGAGUUCUACACGAGUUACCCGGACUUAUUGAAGGAAGCAGACGUUCCAAUAAUGUCAGAUCGAACUUGUAGUCGUCUGUAUAGAAGCAGUAUCGCGCCCUUAAACACAAGGACUAUGUUUUGUGCUGGAUACUUGAGCGGCAAGAUGGACUCAUGUGCCGGGGACAGUGGCGGUCCUUUAGUUUGUCGUUUAGAUGGCGUCUACACAGUAUUAGGCUUGACCUCCUGGGGCAACGGGUGCGGACAGCCCAACUCCCCAGGUGUUUAUGUCAGGCUGAAGGAAUUCAUCCCCUGGAUUCUCUCUACAAUCCAAGCCCACAGCAGUGACAGCCAACAGAAAGAACUUCCCAAAAAUCCGUGAUCGAACAUCUGAUGAAAUAUUUUUUUCCUCUUCUAAUUUUGAAUAUAACAAGACACAUUUCUGAAGUAUGUGAUUGUUACAUACUCACAAAUAUAUGCAGCUUUGAAACUUGAGUGCUUUAAAUGUGAAUAAAUACACUACGAUUUAUGUUAA
Molecule: messenger RNA, 4243 nt
Organism: Physella acuta
Lineage: Eukaryota; Metazoa; Mollusca; Gastropoda; Physidae
Product: neurotrypsin
Biological process (GO): proteolysis
Cellular component (GO): membrane
Molecular function (GO): serine-type endopeptidase activity; protein binding
Source: RefSeq, a predicted model, not a curated record